AUGGCUUCGGAAGUGUACUUCAAGUUCAAGUCGAGUGUUAAAACUGAUUCGAUCCCAUUUGAUGGGUCAGCCAUAUCUGUCAAAGAACUUAAAAAUGCCAUUAAAAACAAGUGUUGCCUUCGUUCUGCUGAUUUGGACUUAAAGUUGGAAGAUAGCACUGGAAAGGAGUAUUCCAGGGAUGCGGAACUUAUACCAAAGUUUACCAGUAUAAUUGUAAGACGUGUUCCGAAACCAAAUGGUGAGCCUCAGAAGAGGAGGCCUGCGCAGUCGUCGGUUUCUCGGGACAAAUUGGCUAGCCAGACAGACACUUGUCUUUCUAAUAUUGCAAAUUUGGCGGAUUCUGAUUUACCGGAGGAAGAGAAAAUUCGACUUAUGAUUGACAGAUCUUCAGAGACCUAUUCUGCAAAAAAUUACACUGUGAAGGCUAAAGCUUUUGGCAUUCCUCCUCCAACUUACACUUGCCACAAGUGCAACCAGGCCGGCCAUUGGAUCCACGACUGUCCUGGUAUUAAAGACGUUCGAGGAAACCUGGUGGAUUCCAAGACAGUGAAGCGGCCGACCGGUAUUCCCCAGGAUUUUCUUGUGAGAGUCGAUCCGGGUACACCGGGUGCGUAUCUCGAUAAGUGUGGACGCUAUAUGGUUCCCAUAAAAGACGCUGAGGCCUAUUCCCAAAAAAAGAAAGAGAAGCGUGCGUUUUCUCUCGAGGAAAACCCCCCUUAUGUUCCACCUCAAGAGCGUACCCCCUCCGCAGGCUUGGUUUGCCCGCUGUGUAAAAAACUGCUUAAAGAGGCGGUAAUUAUAACUUGUUGCGGUACUUCAUAUUGCAAUGAAUGCAUUACAAACCAUUGCUUUGUUGCGGGCUCACAAAAGUGUCCGAAUUGUGGGGCGCCCGCGGAGAAGUACGAUAGUGCUAUAAUCGAAAACGCUGCAAUGAGACGGGCUGUAACCGACUGGUUGAGGGCUGGCAGUUCUCCAGAAGUAUCAAAUCAACGAUUUUCGCCCGAAGUAAUCCAAACGAAAGGCACACCUGAGCCCGAGAAGGUGGUUCGCCGCCUUCUUAAACCGAAGCAACCGGCGUCGAUCGGGUCUGGAAAUGCAGAAAGUGGAUCUGUAAAUCAGGAAAUCGGUGGCGAAUCAAAGGAAUCAGUUUUGGAAUUAGCUGAUUUGAAGAAGGAAAAUGAUGCUACUGUAAAGCCAGAACUUUCUGCAUCAAAUCUUUCAGACUCGAAAACUUUGUCAUUCCCGUCUAAAUCUGAAUCAUCUAUUACCCAUGUUAAAAGUACCCCUAUUGAAUCUCACACCCCUCCUGUUGUUUCUAAUACAAGUAGCGUAGCCAACUUGCCUUGUGCAAAUUCCUUUGGUGCAGAAAACGUUACUUCUAUGUUACCGACUCUACCAAAUGUUACAUCAUUGUAUAAUGGUGCACCGCUAGUUUUCCCGGGCGAGGGUGCCUCUCUCGCAAACGCUGUAUAUAGCGCAAAUCUUGCAGCCUCCCUAACUGCAGUAGGUGCAGCUCAGGCUCCACUAAAUACCGUCUUUCCAAGCAACUCCCUGAUCUCAUCCAGUAGCGUGUGGCCUUCGGUGGACCUGUCCCUCUUAGGCGGUGUGGAUCAGAGCGGCUUUUCCAACCCUGGCAAUGUCUUCCCUUCAGUCAAUCCUCUCGUGGAUCUGCAUGGUGCAGUCGGUGGCGAUAAACUUCUUUCAAAAGAGGAGUUUUACCGUAUGAAGAGACGCUUGUUGGAAAAGUCACACAGAAGGCGUCCGCGUAGCCGAGACUCCCUUCACUCACGUCGCAGGUGUGAAAGUCGUAGACGCGCAGCUGCUGACUACUAUUAUCGUAGACGUGAGGAGGAGCGACGGUUACGAAAACGGUCACCUCCAAGACGUCGUCGCUCCCGUAGCAGUGGCUCUGACCGCCGUCCGACUAGAGGGGAUGGCGUGGCCGUUGAGGACUAUGAUACAUGGAAGCGCAGAAAAGAGCGUCGUCUGCAGAUUGAGGCUGCUGGGGGCAGGCGCUUCUCUCCACUCCACGGACCUUGUAGAAGCGCUUCUUCCAAUGGCUCACCUUUACCAACUGCCAGACGAGAAGCGUCACCUCAUGAAUACUCUAGUGAUCGCAAUCGUCGAUAUCCCGAAGCGAUGGAUAAAUCUCGUUUGCGAAGUCCCUUUUACGUUGGAAGUCCCAUUCGGAAGACUUUGGAAGAGACCUCUCCGAAUCUUGAAGGAACCUGUCGUCACCAAGACCGUCGAUAUCGUGGCGAAGAUUCGGAGUAUUCCCGAAAGCGAUCUCUUUCAAAAGAGGGCUCAGCAGUGCCUGAUAUCGUCUCAUCACCACCCGAAAAUGCAGAUGGUGACUUGGAUGCUAAGGCACUAAGGAAGCUUCGCAAAGAGCAAAAAAGAAAGGCCAAAAAGGAAAAGAAAUUAGCAAAACGGGCUGCUCGGGCUCAAAGAGCUGCUGCUGCUGCUGCUGCUGCCGGUGGAAGGGGUGCGGGUGAAGGAAUUUAUGACAAUCUGGACGGAGUUUCUCCCGUAGUUCCUGGGGAAGACGAUCGCGACGAUGGUGAAAGUUCCAAGUCAAAACGCGAUAGAAAGAAGCGGAAGAAGAAACACAGGCAUGAACGUGACUUGGAGUCUGAUUCUGGAAGUGAUUCCAGGAUAAAGCGGAAGAAAAAGGAUAAAUCGCGGAAAUACCCGAGCACUGAUGAAGAACCAGAUGAGCUAGUUGAAGUUUGCUAG
Messenger RNA from Echinococcus granulosus, 2736 nucleotides. RefSeq names its product Retinoblastoma-binding protein. Bases 1 to 2736 code for a protein of 911 amino acids. Gene Ontology annotation, biological process: ubiquitin-dependent protein catabolic process; mRNA processing; protein ubiquitination. The transcript has 10 exons. Gene Ontology annotation, molecular function: ubiquitin protein ligase activity; zinc ion binding; nucleic acid binding. Lineage: Eukaryota; Metazoa; Platyhelminthes; Cestoda; Cyclophyllidea; Taeniidae. The record is from RefSeq and is a predicted model, not a curated record. Gene Ontology annotation, cellular component: nucleus.